AUGCCAUUAUCAAUUGAAUCUGAAAUUGAUCUUCUUUAUCAUCUAUCAACAAUGUCUGAACAUGUUUUACCGAAAGGAAUUUUUUAUCUUCUAUUAUGGAAACGUCUUAAUCAAUCUAGCAUUCCACCUACUUUUUCAUUCAAGGAAAUGGUUGAUCAUCUUCGUACAUUAUAUGAUGAAAGUGUUUUUGAUAAUCCAGAAUUACCUGAAUCAAAUGAUCAUGAUUUUCAAUGGAAUCCCGGUGAUAUUGAACAACAACAACAACAACAACAAUCUGAAAAAGAUUCAUCAAAUAAACUUGAAACAACACCAAUACCAACAACACCUCAAUCUUUAACUAAAACACGAAAACGUCCAACAUCACCAUCAUCAAUUACAACUAAUAAUGAUAUUAAUCGUCGUAGUAGUCGACAAAAAAAUAAUACACAAACAAAAGAUGAAGAACAACAACAACAGCAACAAACAAAAGUUGAAAAACGAAAAUCUAUUAAAGAUUCAUCUCGAAUAUCAACACGAUCAAUACCUAAUAAUGAUUCCAUUGGUACACGUUUACGAGGACAAAAAUAG
Rotaria sordida is the source of this 567-nucleotide messenger RNA. Lineage: Eukaryota; Metazoa; Rotifera; Eurotatoria; Philodinida; Philodinidae. The record is from the annotation of a GenBank genome assembly.